GAGGCAGGUACUCAGUAAGCUACGCACGCCUGAUAUUUUUUGCUUUAUACACCAAACCAGUUGCGUCAGUUUUUGAGCGUAUCGCAGUGACGCUAUGUUCUGGUAUCGGGAGGCUUAAAGAGACAACAGCGAAAUCAUAGCAACUUGGGGACAGGAGAAACGAAAUGAGAAAGGUACCCGCGGACGAAAAACCAUGUCUUCGACUGCGUUUCGAUAGCUAACGUUUAAAGAUAUCCAGCACAUCAAACCCAUCUGUUACCUGUCUUUUUCAUCGCUGUUUACUCUCAACUCUGGGUUGCCUCGUCUGUUGUGGCCCUGCAACAUGGAGUCUGUCCAUUGUGUCACUGAAGGCUGACCAAAAGGAAUGAGGCACUCCAGGAGAUGUUCCCAAGUGGCCUUGUGGAUGAAGUAGCUGGGUUUUGGAGUGCUUUUUUAUGACUAGUGUAUGUGUGUCUGUGGGCACAUCCUAGCACAACCUGCCUAUUCCUCAGGCAGGGACAUGCUACUCUGAGACUGGAACUGGAGAAACACGCAAGAAAGGAGCCCCUCUGUGAACAAGCAACAGGAGGAAAAAGGGAAGCACCUAGCUAAAAAACUGACUGACUGACUCGAGGGGGCACAUCAGCUGUAGUUUCAGCUCAUUUAACUGUCUUUUGAACCAUUGCACAUUUUAGCAGCAACACCUUUCCUCUGUCCUUUGAGAUCCGUCUCCCUCCCCCUCCUUAAAGUGUCCUCUGUCGUUGUUAUUGGAGUUUCUAUGGUUUGCAUGGCUGGAGAAUAACCGUGGAGAGGCCAGGGUAUCACAAGCUUAUGGAUUUUGACAAGAGAGGGGGCAAGGGAGAGACAGAGGAAGGGAAAAAGAUGUCUAAGACAGCAGGCAGCAGGACUGGACAUGGAGGCCGGAGUUCAGGGACCAAUUCUGGAGUUCUUAUGGUUGGCCCAAACUUCCGUGUGGGUAAAAAAAUUGGCUGCGGGAACUUUGGAGAGCUGCGACUGGGAAAAAAUCUCUAUACUAAUGAAUAUGUUGCCAUCAAAUUGGAACCUAUAAAGUCCAGGGCGCCGCAGCUCCAUUUGGAGUAUAGAUUUUACAAACAGUUGGGAAAUUCAGAGGGAAUCCCUCAGGUGUACUACUUUGGUCCUUGCGGGAAAUACAAUGCCAUGGUGCUGGAGCUACUCGGACCCAGUCUAGAGGACCUGUUUGACCUCUGUGACCGCACCUUCUCCCUCAAGACCGUCCUCAUGAUAGCCAUACAGCUGAUAACACGGAUGGAGUAUGUCCACACCAAGAGUCUGAUAUACAGAGAUGUGAAGCCAGAGAACUUCCUGGUUGGGCGGCCAGGUAGCAAGAGGCAGCACACCAUCCACAUCAUUGACUUUGGUCUGGCCAAAGAGUACAUAGACCCCGAGACCAAAAAACACAUCCCCUACAGGGAGCACAAGAGUCUGACUGGAACCGCACGCUACAUGAGCAUCAACACGCACCUGGGAAAAGAGCAAAGCAGGAGGGAUGAUUUGGAGGCUCUGGGUCACAUGUUCAUGUACUUCCUCCGAGGGAGCCUCCCGUGGCAGGGCCUAAAGGCUGACACUUUGAAGGAGAGGUAUCAGAAAAUUGGGGACACCAAACGUGCGACACCAAUUGAAGUGCUUUGUGAAAGCUUCCCUGAAGAGAUGGCCACCUACCUGCGCUAUGUUAGGAGGCUGGACUUCUUUGAGAAGCCUGAUUACGACUACUUGAGGAAGCUCUUCACUGAUCUGUUUGAUAGGAACGGCUAUGUCUUUGACUAUGAGUAUGACUGGGUCGGCAAAUCACUUCCCACACCGAUAGGCCCCAUCCCCAGUGACACGCCCCUGCAGCCCAGCAGCAGAGACAAAGCACAACAGCAGACCAAAAACCAGGUGAUGAGCUCAACGAAUGGCGAGCUGAACACUGAUGAUCCCACAGCUGGACACUCCAACGCUCCCAUCACUGCUCCCACUGAGGUUGAAGUGGCUGACGAAACAAAGUGCUGUUGUUUCUUCAAAAGGAGAAAGAGGAAAGCCCUCCAGAGGCACAAGUGAAAGAAGAGAAUGGAGAGAACUUUAAAACAUUGUGGUUACUGUCAAGUUUUAAAUGGAAGCAACUACACAGACCCCUGCCCCCUUAUCUCUUUCCAGCUUCCCCCUCACCUCUUUACCCCUCUCACCUGACUCCCCGUCACUCUGUACCUCACCCCCCCUCGCGUUCUCUCUUUCUCGUUCUCAGUGCUCCCCGGCUACUGGCGAGUUAAAGGAAUGUUGCGGUCCUACUGACUCAACAACAGACUCUGAUUCCUUUAUUGACAAAAAAUAAACGUACCUGCAUUACAAAGGGGGGCUUGAGAAAACGUAAAAAAAGCUGUAACAAUGAAAUUCGAAUACCGUGGCGUGAAUAUGAAAAAAAAGAAACUGUUUGAAACAGUUGUUGUAUUCUAGAUUCCAUAAAGAACAUGUAUUGUUCCAACAGUCAACUGUUGAUCAGGGGGAGCCAUUCAAGUGGUUCAGGAAAAAAGAAAUCUGCUCCUUAGGAAAUUGUUUUGUUUUGUUUUGUUUCUUUAUUUUUCUUUUUUCUUUCUUUUUUUUCUUCCUUUGGUGUGUUUUGGGAUCAAGGUAAAGAGGAACUAUGCUGAUGUUAAAUCUGAGAGACACAGGAAGCAUUUCAUCUAUAAAAACAGAAUU
Molecule: messenger RNA, 2694 nt
Organism: Xiphias gladius (swordfish)
Lineage: Eukaryota; Metazoa; Chordata; Actinopteri; Istiophoriformes; Xiphiidae
Gene: csnk1g2b
Product: casein kinase 1, gamma 2b
Exons: 11
Coding region: 811-2058 (415 amino acids)
Biological process (GO): peptidyl-serine phosphorylation; signal transduction; positive regulation of canonical Wnt signaling pathway
Cellular component (GO): cytoplasm; nucleus; plasma membrane
Molecular function (GO): ATP binding; protein serine/threonine kinase activity
Source: RefSeq, a predicted model, not a curated record